This is a messenger RNA of Scomber scombrus (Atlantic mackerel), 1461 nucleotides long. Its product is annotated as caspase-8-like. Gene Ontology annotation, biological process: regulation of apoptotic process; proteolysis. The transcript has 6 exons. The record is from RefSeq and is a predicted model, not a curated record. The coding region runs from base 111 to 1280 and encodes 389 amino acids. Gene Ontology annotation, molecular function: cysteine-type endopeptidase activity. NCBI's taxonomy places the organism in Eukaryota, Metazoa, Chordata, Actinopteri, Scombriformes, Scombridae.
CGGAAACUCGCCCUUUUUUUUAUCAGUAAACUGGAAAUUUGAAAGCGAUAACAACAAGACUCACUGCACCAACAGUCACACCGAGAGAGAAGACUUUCUGACUAUUCAUCAUGGCAGCCAUGGACAAACUGAGAAACAAGAAAACAGAAAUUGUUGACACUUUGAGUGCAGACCGUCGAAUCUUCGACAAAGUCCAACAGAAAGGUCUCAUAACUCAACGUGAUUACAACAACCUCAAAAACAUCAAAGGAGAGACUGAAGAGGGACACGUUGUUGCACUUGUGGAUAAGAUCAUGAAUAAAGGACCGGACACGUGCCAAAAGUUCCUGAACCUCCUGCAAACCGAUGACGACAUUAAAUCGACUUACCCAGCGUUGGAGAACAUACUAACAAACACCUGCAUUCUACCUACGCCCGUCCAAGCAGCUUCUUCUGAUAACCUUGAUGGUGAUUCACAAGAGAGCAAAAGACGAAAGGAGGACGAGGCAUAUGAGUUGAACAGCCAGCCCGUCGGCCUCUGUGUGAUCAUAAACAACGAGAAUUUCAAGACUAAAGAUCAGAGAGAAGGAACCGACAAAGAUGCUCGACGUUUGGCAAAGGUGUUCAGCCGGCUGGGGUUCAGAGUCCUGAUGUGUAAAGACCAAGAAAGGGACCAGAUGGAUCGUGCACUGAAAUACUUUGCUUCUCCGGGUGACUUGUCUCAGCUGCAGGAGUUCAAUGCAAAGGAGUGGUCUGGUAGUGAAUUCAUUGAUCCUCAGGAGCCUCCUAAACAUGGCGAUGCCUUCAUCUGCUGUGUUCUGAGUCAUGGAUCAAAGGGUGUAGUUUCAGGGACUGAUGGUAAGCACCUCUCCAUUAAAGAAAUAACUAGUACAUUCAAGGCAACAAAAGAGUCAGCCCUCAACGGCAAGCCCAAAGUGUUCCUGAUCCAGGCCUGCCAGGGACAUGGGGUACAAAAAGGAGUGCCGUCACCAGAUCUGCAGUUUGAUGACUCUGGAUCAGUAUCCAUCCCUGUGGACGCUGAUUUUCUGGUUGCCAUUGCCACUGUUGAAGAUUGUGCAGCAGUAAGAGACCAAUAUGUUGGAAGCUGGUUCAUCCAGUCUGUGUGUAAGCAGCUGGAGGAUGUCUGUUCAAGUGGGGAGGACAUCUCCGAAAUCUUUUACCGUGUGAAGAAUGAAGUAAGCCUGAAAGAGGGUUCCAAGACACCAGGUGCAGUCAAGCAGAUGCCUGAAACCAGGGACACGCUAACGAAGAGACUUGUGUUGUUGCCGCGUCGCAACUGAAGCUUAAUCUCUACAAACCAUGCAAACACAUUAUAUUUUAUGUUUUAAAUUAGGUCUGUUUUCUUAAGAUAUACUUUUGUCUUUUAUCUAUCUUUGUCACUAUCAAUGUUUAUUUUUUUAAGCAAUCACAUUGAAUCAUUGUCUUUUAUAUUAUAGGUCCAAAUUGUUUUAAUAAAUCUAU